UCUUGCUUUCUUUUCCUCUCUUCCUCCUCACCGAAACCGUCGAAGCCCUAGCCAUGGCGGUGCGUGGUUUUCGUGGCGUGAGGGACGACCUCUCCGAGCUCGGCCGCCACCUCCUCGACAUCGCCUGCUUUAUCUCCCCACUCCUCCCCCCGCCCCAUCACGACUCCCCCCCUCCGUCGCCCCGCCUCCCCGCGGCACCGCCGCCAUCGCCGCGCCUCUCCUCGAGGGCCCUAGCCGGAAUCCUCAGCGACCUCGCGGAGAUCGGAGGCGGCUUCCGAAGCGGUCUCUCUCGCCUUUCCGGCGCGUUCCGGAGCCCUGCCGAUCGCUACGGAGGGUACCCCGAUCGCGCCGGCUAUGCGGGUACCGUCGGGGUGUCUGAGGAGCUGCUUGAGUUCGUCAGUGAUCUCGUCAAGUGCCCCGAGUCAUGGCUGGACUUCCCGGUGUCUGUGGAUGACCCGUUUAAUAUGUCUUGCACUCAAAGAGAACACAUUUCAACUGUUGAAGAUGCUAUUCCUGAUUUGCAAUCUCUUCGACUCAGCCUUUGUCCCACCUACAUGAGUGAGGAAUACUUUUGGAGAAUAUACUUCACAUUAUUGCAUCCCAAGCUGAGCAAACAUGAUUCUGAAUUGUUAUCUACUAGUCAGAUUUUGGACUCAAUGCGCAUAACUGCCAAGGAGACAUGCAAUAGGCCAUCUACUCAAUCUCAAAACCUUGACUCGGAAAGCUUACCUUCAUUGAUGAGUGAGAAAUGUAGCACUAUCCAGCAAGAGCAUAAUGAAGCAUGGCAAGAUGCAUUGAUGGCCAAGUCGAGAUCUCAAUUAAGCAUUGAUCAGUGGUCUGAGGUAACAAAUCCAGCGGAUGCUUCCAGUGACACAAUAAAAUUUGUACCUGAUGAUGUUUCGUUGAGGGACACUACCGAAGGUAAUGUUUUAGUGAUGGAGAAGUACAUGGAUUCCCUCUUGACAGAAGAAGAGCAGGUGCGUUUGCCCUACUCCUUUAGGAGGAAACAUGUCUCUGCCAGUGAGGAGAUCAUGAUAAAUCGAAAAAUGCCAAAAUUGAAGAUGUCUUCUGAUGAGGAAUCUGGUGAUUGGCAAGCAGUUGAAGAUUCUGACUUCGAAAUUCUGGAGAAAUCUUCAGUUAAUAAGAGCACUGAAAGUUUCCACCGCCAUACAUAAAUUUCCUUUUUCCCGUUUAUUUCUGUAAAGUGCUCGAUCUGCUGAACCAUCAUAUGUCUGCUGUGGCACAAAGUCUAUCCCUGUAUAUUUCUGUAAUUAACUAUGCUUUUGUCAGAUGGAAAUCUGAUGUCAGCUUUCAUUUAA
Musa acuminata subsp. malaccensis (wild Malaysian banana) is the source of this 1319-nucleotide messenger RNA. RefSeq lists its product as uncharacterized. The record is from RefSeq and is a predicted model, not a curated record. NCBI's taxonomy places the organism in Eukaryota, Viridiplantae, Streptophyta, Magnoliopsida, Zingiberales, Musaceae.